UUCCCGCGAAACAGUAUUGUGUGUGUGUAAGAGAUCAACGAAUAGGCCGAAAUGGAAAGGGAAAUGUUUAACAGGCUUGCGUCGAAAAUGGCCAUCACAUCUUCUAAAAUACUAUGGAGUUGACGUGGUUUUGAUGUUGUCUUGGACAUUGCAGUCAAGCAGAGGAAUAUAUGCGGCUAUCUCAGGUGAAAUGCACGGGCCUAGGCAACAGCACGGCCACUAGCAAAGCAGUCAUAUGUCUAGAACUAGCAGCAACAUCUUUGAAGUUUCCCUUAGACAAGGAAUAUGCAAUCAAAUUAUCUGGGCUAAAUAAGAAGUUGUAUCAAAGCAACCUCCGAUCUAUGGAGUGCAUGCUUGGACUCAACACAAAUCUCGGACUACGAGACCUGGCUGUCCAGUACGGGUGCAUGGAUGCAGUGAAAGUUGCUGGUCAGAUACUUCAGCGAUAUGAGGAGAGUCUGCCUGCUGCUCAACAACAAGAUCUAGAUCUCGCAAAACCCCUUUUCACAACAGCGGCCUUGUUCACAGCAUGCAAGUGCAUGAAAAUCAAAGUUGACAGAAAGCUGGCAACUUCAUCUGGAGUUAAGAAGGGCAUCUUUGACCGACUUUGUUCUCAGCUGCAAACCAUAGGACAACAAGUCUAUAGUAAAGCAUCUCAUUUGAAGGAGCCAGUGAAAAAGGGGCAGAAAAGACAGAAGAGUCCAGCAGAGGGCUUUGGGCAGAUGGAAGAAGCAGAGGAGGUCUUGCCAACAUCCCCAAAGCAACGGAGAGAGGAGGAGUCAGAGGAGAGUGUGAAAGAGGAUUACGAAGAAUGGAAAAAGAAAAUCUUAGAAAAUGCGCUCAAGUCAAAGAAAGCAGAUGCUUUAGAAACAAGCUCUAAUUGAUCAUCUCCUAUGUUUUGUGUGUAUAUAUAUAUAUAUAUAUAU
Molecule: messenger RNA, 926 nt
Organism: Alosa alosa (allis shad)
Lineage: Eukaryota; Metazoa; Chordata; Actinopteri; Clupeiformes; Clupeidae
Gene: orc6
Product: origin recognition complex, subunit 6
Exons: 7
Coding region: 171-884 (237 amino acids)
Biological process (GO): DNA replication initiation; DNA replication
Cellular component (GO): nuclear origin of replication recognition complex
Molecular function (GO): DNA binding
Source: RefSeq, a predicted model, not a curated record